AUGUCCAAAACAACACUGGCGAUCGUGGCAGCUGCCUCAGCCGCCGCGGGAGCGUCGUUGAGCGCAAUUGUCUUCUCACGACCUAAAGAGUCAAGACUGCCACCCACUACCACCGCGCCAUUCCCUUCUACUCCCACAGUGCCACCCCCGCCUUCUCCAUCGUACCCUAGCAUCCCCGCUACUCCUACCACACCCUCAACUUUGGUGUCGCCUGUCAACCCGCAGGGUAUCCUACAGUAUGGAUUUCCUGGACCCAUAUCCGACUCGCUGUCCACACCUUCACACCUGACAUCGUUCAACCGCUUUACACGCAAUCCACACUGGGUAGCUGAGCAUUUUACACCUCAAUCUCUGAUGCUGAAAAACGCCGAUCGUAGGCAUAGCGUCUUCUUUGAGGAUCCUACAGUCCCACCCAUGUUCCGAGCCAAACUAUCAGACUACGCACGAAGUGGAUACGACCGGGGACAUCAGGUUCCAGCUGCGGAUGCUAAAUGGUCGCAAGAAGCGAUGGACUCAACUUUUACUCUUACCAAUAUGUGCCCCCAGGUUGGCGACGGGUUCAACCGCGAUUACUGGGCCCAUUUCGAGGAGUUCUGCAGAGGCCUUGCCAAGAGAUACCCAAGCGUUCGCGUUGUCACGGGUCCUCUGUAUCUUCCCAAACGUGACGAGAGAGACGGCAAGUGGCGGGUUUCAUACGAAGUCAUCGGCAGUCCACCAAAUGUAGCCGUUCCGACUCACUUCUACAAGGUCAUCUUCGGCGAGGAGUCUCCCCACAGUCCUACAGGUCGAGUCGCUCUGGCCGCCUUUGUACUUCCAAAUGCCCCAAUCCCCAAUCAAAAAAGCUUGACUGAGUUCGAGGUUCCGGUCGAAGCUGUCGAACGAGCCAGUGGCUUGACGUUCGCCGAUCGACUGCCUGCAGAACGACGAAGGCGUCUUUGCCAGGAGAUCAAUUGCCAGAUCCUCGUACGUGAAUUUGACAAAUCACGCCAGCAGGGAACUCUAGUGAAUGCUGGACAACAGACCGCGGGCCAGGUCGUCGAACAGCGUAAGAAGUGGUAG
This is a messenger RNA of Cyphellophora europaea CBS 101466, 1059 nucleotides long. RefSeq lists its product as uncharacterized. Gene Ontology annotation, molecular function: single-stranded DNA endonuclease activity; metal ion binding; RNA endonuclease activity. The record is from RefSeq and is a predicted model, not a curated record. Bases 1 to 1059 code for a protein of 352 amino acids. Lineage: Eukaryota; Fungi; Ascomycota; Eurotiomycetes; Chaetothyriales; Cyphellophoraceae. Gene Ontology annotation, cellular component: mitochondrial inner membrane; nucleus. The transcript has a single exon. Gene Ontology annotation, biological process: apoptotic DNA fragmentation.